GUCUAUCACUGCGGACCGACAGAAAUAAACGGUGGCGCGCCUACAUGAACACAUGAACACGGACGCUCACUGGAAGACACGAGCACUCUUACCCGAGUUCCUAAAGGUUUCCAGGUGAAUCGCCUGUGUGUUCUUCACGAUGUGUGUCGUUCUGCGUGUGUGUGUGUUGUUGAUGGUGUGUUGUAUAAGCAGUGUUGUGUCUCAGUCUCAGUCAUAUGGAGAGAGAGGUUCUGAUCUGGGCCUGCAGGUGUUUUUGCGUGUGGUCCAGAAUAAACCUCAGGAGAAUGUGGUCCUGUCCCCUCACGGCGUGGCCUCUGUUCUGGGCAUGCUGCUCCAAGGGGCUCAUGGGGACACUCGUCUCCAAUUACUCAUGGGUCUCAAAUACAAGAAGACGGGUCCGUACAAGAUGUUGCGAAAACUCCAUAAAUCCCUGACGACUAAAUCCAACGCUGAUAUCGUGACUAUUGCCAACGCGCUGUUCCCCAAAGACGGUUUCAGCAUACAUGAAGAUUUUCUGACAGCCAACAGAGAGAACUUCAUGUGUGAGAGUCAAAACCUUGACUACAGCGAUCCGCAGAAGGCUGCGGACGCCAUUAAUGAAUGGGGGAAGAACAAAACCAAAGGCCAUAUUCCCAGUCUUGUUCAGCCAGAUAUGUUGGAUCCAACUCUGACCCGGUUAGUGGCGGUAAACUCCAUUUACUUUAAAGGCCUGUGGAAGUCACGAUUCCAGGCCCAAAACACUAAACUCAGAAGCUUCACCACAGCGGACGGAAAAUCAUACAAAGUACCCAUGAUGUCUCAGCUCUCUGUAUUCAACAUAGGUCAAGCGAGCACUCCAGGCGGUGUGAAGUAUACAGUGAUUGAACUGCCCUAUCAUGGCAACAGCAUGAGUAUGUUCAUUGCAGUGCCAUCAGAAGACACCAUGCCCCUGUCUGCCAUCUUGCCACAUAUUUCCACGGCAACCGUCCAAAGCUGGCCCAAACUGCUGGCCCAGAGGAGAAUGCGCUUCUUGAUGCCAAAGUUCACAGCUGAGGCAGAAGUGGAUUUGGAGGCUCCUCUUACGGCGAUGGGAAUCAAAGAUCUGUUCAAUGAGGCCAAAGCUGAUUUCGGACAUAUGAGUUCAGAUCCUAUCUAUGUGUCUAAAGCCCUGCAGAAAGCCAAGAUAGAAGUAAAUGAAGAUGGAACUAAAGCUUCUGCCACAACAACUGCUAUCUUGCAUGCCCGAUCUUCUCCUCCAUGGGUGAGCGUGGACAGACCAUUCCUGUUCCUCAUCAGACAUAACUCCACAGGCACUGUUCUGUUUGCUGGCCAGAUCAACAAACCUUGAGGCAAAAAUCUAAAAUAUUUGAACACACAUCAACACACACAAAUAUAUAAACUCUUGUCUUGGACUGCAUCUUCUGUACCCACAGAUCUCUCGUUGUCUUUUAAGUGUUUUUAACGCUUCGUUUUCACGUUUGGUUUGGUUUCAUUAGACAACAGCAUGUAUUUGACUGCUGAUAUCUUUAUACUAUUGGGUUUUUAUAAGGUUUUAUACAUAGUUCAUAACUUGUGUCAAAUGCAAAACAUUCAAAAUUUGUGACUAAAAACUAAACUAAAUUGUUGUUCGCAUUGCGAUUUUUAUUAUUCGUAUUAAACUGUCCUUAAUAAAAUGUCAGUUAAUUUGUUAGUUGUAGUUAAUUUCAUAUGAAUUCUAUGUUUUACAUCAUUAAGUUACAUUUUAUUAAAUAUGGUACUUAAAAGGG
Triplophysa rosa is the source of this 1745-nucleotide messenger RNA. It is a transcript of the gene serpine2, whose product is annotated as serpin peptidase inhibitor, clade E (nexin, plasminogen activator inhibitor type 1), member 2. Gene Ontology annotation, molecular function: serine-type endopeptidase inhibitor activity. The transcript is spliced from 9 exons. The record is from RefSeq and is a predicted model, not a curated record. Lineage: Eukaryota; Metazoa; Chordata; Actinopteri; Cypriniformes; Nemacheilidae. The coding region runs from base 140 to 1327 and encodes 395 amino acids. Gene Ontology annotation, biological process: negative regulation of endopeptidase activity; negative regulation of plasminogen activation.